AUGAUCGAAUCAGUAAAAGAACUAACACCCACUGGCAAAAUCAAAAAACCAUCUUAUGAGACUGUCACAGGUUGGAUUAAUACUUCAUGGAAUGCAGUUGAUAUUGGAUUAAUUCGACGUGCAUUCAAAUGUUAUGAUAUUUCUAAUGAUCGAAAUGGAACAGAAGACAAGUUAAUAUUUGAUUACGAAAGUCUUGAAAUCUCAAAUCAGGUAAAUACUAAUGUAGAAAUAUUGGAAAAUAAUAACGAAAAUAUAGAAGAAAUUAAUCUUAAUAGUAAUAUCGAGGAUAAUUAUUAUAAUGAACAGGAAAAAAAUUAUCCAAAU
This is a messenger RNA of Acaulospora morrowiae, 324 nucleotides long. The record is from the annotation of a GenBank genome assembly. Lineage: Eukaryota; Fungi; Glomeromycota; Glomeromycetes; Diversisporales; Acaulosporaceae.